Molecule: messenger RNA, 867 nt
Organism: Halichondria panicea
Lineage: Eukaryota; Metazoa; Porifera; Demospongiae; Suberitida; Halichondriidae
Product: luciferin-binding protein-like
Exons: 1
Coding region: 138-698 (186 amino acids)
Molecular function (GO): calcium ion binding
Source: RefSeq, a predicted model, not a curated record
GUGUUGUUUUCCAGUUUUUAGAUUGCAUCAAUCAACCACAAUAUAGAACAGAGUCAUCAACAGCAUCUAUUACCAACUACAGCUGUACAACUACCCAGUUACACGAUUGAGCAUAAACUGAGCAAAUUUGGAUAAAGAUGGCUUACACAGAGCAACAGAAAGCCUACCAUCUUAGGAAGAUGAGGACCAGAGCUGCAAGACUGGAUAUCAAUAAAGAUGGAUUCAUUUCACGUGAAGACUACGAAAUCAUGAGCAAGAGAUUGGCUGAAUACAGCAAAGUAACUGAAGAGCAAGCUAAGAAAAUCCGUGAUUCUGUACUAGCUGUAGCUGACAGCAUUAAGCUUACUGGUGAUACAAAGUAUCCAGUUGAACAAUUUGCUAUGAAGAUUAGUCAAACUAUUCUUGGGAAUACAGGAGAAAAGAAUCAAACUGAUUUGCAUACUUCCCACAACGCUUUGUUUGAUGUCAUCGACACUAAUGGUGAUGGUCACAUUUCAGUGGAGGAGUUUAAGGUCUACUUGAAGGUGGUGGCUCCGGGCGUGACAGAGGAUCAAGAUAAGCAUGCUUUUGAUGUUAUCGAUGCUGACAAGAACGGGGAAAUCAGCCGAGAGGAAUUCUUGGCAGCUGCUGAAGAUUUCUUCAUUGGUGUUGAAGAGACAGAGCUUGCUGCAGCAUUCAUGGGAAAGCUGGUGGACUAAGUCAAGCAAUUGGACUAUAAACACUGUAUUAUAGUGAAGUGGACUGAACAAACUAAUGCUGUAUUAGCGUAAUAUAGCCCAUGAAGCAAAGAAGCUAUAGUAUAGCUGUAGAGAUAAUUAGCAGUAGCUAUGCCAUUUGUGUGCAUGCAUGGAAUGUGCAUUUAGUCAA